This is a messenger RNA of Monodelphis domestica (gray short-tailed opossum), 7514 nucleotides long. It is a transcript of the gene MARVELD3, whose product is annotated as MARVEL domain containing 3. Gene Ontology annotation, biological process: myelination. NCBI's taxonomy places the organism in Eukaryota, Metazoa, Chordata, Mammalia, Didelphimorphia, Didelphidae. The record is from RefSeq and is a predicted model, not a curated record. Gene Ontology annotation, cellular component: membrane. Gene Ontology annotation, molecular function: structural constituent of myelin sheath.
GAGCAUUAGUUGGCAGGGGUAGCAAGAGUUGCGGCUCUCCCACCUGUUGCGAGGCUGCCUAGACUAAAGCCUGAAGAGUCCUCCGUAUGCUGCAUUCCCACAACCCAAUCCCUUCCCUAUCUCCAGUCCCAAGUCGAAAGAAGGCUUCAAGAUGGAGCGGCAUGAAUUUCUGGUAAAAGGCCUCGGAUGUGGGGCUGGAAAGGCCCUUAAAGAUCAACUAUUCCAACCUCUGCGUUUUGCAGACGAAAGAAACUGAGGCCCAACGAGCUUCAGUGAUUUGCUUCUGAAUCGGGGUCUUUUGAUUCCAAAUUCGGAGGCUUUCCACAAUCCAAGUCUCUCCUCUUCGAACCAAGGGUUUCGUUAAGUCGAGCAGAAGUAGCGAAGGCGGGGGAAGCCCAAAGCCCACUACCACACCCCUCGGGCUGGGCCUGGUCACGCCAGGCCCCACCUACAGUCGGGCCCGGUGGGGCUGGGGAGGGGUGGGCUGUCCCGAGCCGGGCCCCAGCUAGGAAAAGUGCGCGUGCGCCCAGGUGAGUGAUCCCAGAGCCCCGGGCCAACCCGGUGGCCCGCCCCGCCCAGGCCGGGCACCUGCGCAGGACACUAAUGCUGGCUUUGUGGUUUCCUUAGCCCCCCCGGGGCAGAGACUUGAAGUCAGGAAAUGGAAGGGGCUCCUGAGGCUCGGGACUCCCGCACCCGGGAGAGACCGAGGGACGGAGACCACCGUCCGGAGAGACACAGAGAGAGAGACCAGCGCCGGGAGAGACAGCGGGACAGAGACCACGGCCCGGAGAGACACCGAGAGAGAGACCAGCGCCCAGAGAGACAGCGGGACAGAGACCAUGGCCCGGAGAGACAGCGGGACAGAGACCACGGCCCGGAGAGACACCGAGAGAGAGACCAGCGCCCAGAGAGACAGCGGGACAGAGACCAUGGCCCGGAGAGACAGCGGGACAGAGACCACGGCCCGGAGAGACACCGAGAGAGAGACCAGCGCCCAGAGAGACAGCGGGACAGAGACCAUGGCCCGGAGAGACAGCGGGACAGAGAAAGACGGCGGGACCGAAAUGGGGACAGACCGAGAGACACAGAGCGGGACCGGCGAGGCGACCGAGAUGGGGACAAACGGGGGGACCGAGAUCGGGACAGGCGGGACCGGUGGGGGGAAGGGGACAAACGGGGGGACCGAGAUGGGGACGGGCGAAGCGAGCGAGACCACCGCCUGGACGGACAGAGCGACUGGGAGCACCCCCGCUCGAACGGACAAAGGGUUCGAGAAAAAUCCCGCCAAAGCAGGACCCAGGACGUAGCUUGGGAUCAGGCUCGGGACAGAUCCCUUCCUCCCUGGGCUGCCCUGGGGGACCCGCCAGAGCCCUGGGCCCCGAGGAAGGCGGUCUUCGGACGCCCGGAGAGUGACUACCCUUCAGGUAGAUCUCUGCCCUUCAGCCCAAGGCGUGAUUUGGAAGAACUGGAAUACUACCAGUCAGAGGCUGCAGGACUUUUGGAAUGCCACAAAUGCCGAUACCUGUGCACUGGAAGAGGUGUGGCACAGAUAGUGGAAGUGAUAUUGAAUGGCAUGGUUCUCAUGUGUAUUGUCGCCUCCUACUUUGUCCUGGCUGGUUUCAGUGCCAGCUUUGCAAGCAGUGGCUUUGGGAACAACUAUUACUCUCCCUUUGAAGGGACGGAGCUGGAGCAGGUUCGACAACUGGACCAGCAGUACACGGUCCUCCGAGCACCACUUGUAUAUGGCGGCUUGGCUGUUUCCCUAGGACUAGGGGUCCUUACCAUGGGAGUUUUACUCCAAGGAGCCAAGAGCCUGGAGAAGCUGCCUAGGAAGUGGCUGAUUGUGGAAGCUGUCUUCAGCCUCCUGGCAGCUGUGGGCUACUGCAUAGGCAUUGGCAUCUUCCUUCACGUGGCUCUGCAGAUCAAUGCCACCGAUACCUGCAAAAAGCGAGAGAGGAUGUAUGCUCGAAAUGGGCUCACCUGGAUGAACUGUCAGCUGGCAGGCACUGAUGGGGCAGCAGCCACCUUUGCUUGUCUUCUGGUGAUCAUGUAUGGAGUCAGUGCAGUGUUGGCCAUCCGGAGUUACAGGCAGCAACAGCAAUACUACAAAGACAGCCAAAAGCAACGCAGCAUGUUCCAAGGUCCGCUGGAAUACUGGGGGUCAGGAACAGGAACUCUAUGAGUUUCCUCUGCAACCCACCCACCCUGCAAGUUCCCAGGUUUCAACUGCCUUUAUUAUGUCUUUCAAAAUUUACUUUCCAUUUUAAAUCACACACUGGAUUAUGCCAAUUUUUGACACAAUUGAUGAUGUAUAAAUGUUCUUUUUGAAGGUACCAGUUGUGAAAAGUGCCCAAUAAAUAUCAUUGAUGGGUUGAUUAAUGUAGAUGUGCUGGGGAAAGAAGGCUGGCCAUGGCAUAGUUACUCUCCUAAAUACAUUAAGGGAGGGCAGUAGGUAAUCUUCCACUUUCAUACUCACCAACCCAGUCAAAGAAAUCCUAGAAGAGCAGCUCUCUCUCAGCAAGAGUGGAGUCCAAGGCUAUAUGAAAACAACCACAAAUUGUUCGUCCAGCUGUUGCAGAUACUAAAGGACCUCUGCCUGUGCUCAGAGGACAAGUUCCCAAGUCAGUUUUCUGAUUGUUCACAAAAGGGUGACUCCAUUCUGGCUCAUAGCCUCGUCCUAGCUCCUUAAGUCAAAGAUUCUGUUCCUAAAGAGUUCAAGUAGUUUGUCAUAUGGAAGGGUUUGACGGGGGAGAAUUAGGAUUAAUGGAGUUGAAAGAGACUUUAGGGAUUACCUAAGAGCAAUGGAAAGAGUGCCAGUCCUAGCGUCAGUAAGAUUUGUCUUCCUAAAUUUAAAUCUGGUUUCAGACACCUGCUCGUGGUGUGAGCCUGGGCUAGUCACUGCCUCAGUUUCCUCAUCUGUAAGAGAAGGAAAUGGCAAAUUGCUCCGGUUUCUUUGCCAGGAAAUUCCUAAAUUGUCAGACUGCACAACAUUCCAACCCUUCCAUUUGCUUAAAUUCCAAGGCAGUGCAGACCAAAAGAGAUAAAAUGACAUGAAGUUAUGCUGCUUGUAAAUUAGUAGAAGCAGGAUUUCUACCUGGGUUCCCUAACUCCAGAUCUCAUGCUCUUUCCAUUUUACCAUGCUUCCCUCAGUGUGAAGUUUCCUACAUUAGGGACAAAGGGCUAUUACACAUAACUCCCACCUUUUUUAAAAGUGGAGAACUCAAAAUUGAAUAGGCUUUCUUAAAACAGGUAAAAAAUUCUCUUGGAAAUAUUCCACAUUCAAAACUAAACUUCCCUGAAGAAAAAUCUUCAUCCACUGAAGGGUUACCAUCACCUCACUUUACACUAAUGACUCUUCCCCUUCAAGGAGAUCACAAACACAGAAACUUAAAAUGGAGUCUUUAUUCACAGAAAAAUAGUCAAUAAGCAUUUAUGAGGUGCCUGCUACUGGCCAGGCACUUUACUAGGUACUGGAGAGAGGAAGAGAAAGGCAAGGCAGUCCCUGCCCUCAAGUCUGGCGUUUAAUGGGGAAGAUGAGGAAACAUACGUAUACUGAGGGUAGACACUAGAAUGAAGAGAGAUUGGGAAAUGGUACCUAUAUUAAGAUGGGGUUUAACUGGGAUUAAAGGAAGCUGAAGAAGGCAGUGAGGGAGAACAUGGGAAAAGACCACAGAAAAUGCCCAGAUGGGAGAGAUGGUCUUUUUUCAUGAGUCAGGAGACUCAUGUUACUCAUAGAAAGUACAAUGGUGGAGAGGAGGAAGGUCGAAGACUGGAAAGGUGGGGAGAAAGUAGCUUAUGAAUGACUUUGUUAGAGGAUUUUAUGCAGAGUUCAGGAUGUGGUUGAAUCACCUUUAAGGAGAAUCAAUAGCAGCUGAAUGGCAGAGUAGGAAUAUGUGCUGAAGUAGAAGACUCAAAGCAGGCUGACCCACCAGCAGGAUAUUGUAAUAGUCCAGGCAAAAGGUGGCAUGCACCAAAUGGAAGGGAACAUAUCUUGAGAGGUGAUGCAAAGGUGAGAUGGAGAGGCUUUGGUGGGGCAGGGGGUGAGAGGAUUCCAAGAUGGCGCCUAGGUUGUAAACCUGGGGGACUAGGAAGGUAGUGGGUCUCAGGAUGGUGGGAAGUUGGGAGAGAUUUUAGGGGGGAAGAAUGAGUAGUUUUGAGUCCAUUGAAUUUAAGAUGUCUAAAAACAUCUAGUUCAGGAUGCCUAGGAGGCAGUUGGAGAUUCAGAGCUAGAGGUCAUCCGAGUUCAGAGUUGGAAGGCACUUUCGAUAGUUUAACUCAAACCCAACCAAGAAUCAUCCCUUCUAAAGCUUAUCAGACAUUGUCAUUCAGCCUUCCUUGAUGGGGAGUGAAGGGAGACCCACUGCUUCCUGAAGAUGCCACUCCUGGCUAGGGAUGGCUCUCUCUGGUCUGAUGCAGACAGGGGACUUCAUGCUUCUCAGGGCCAGCUUGAAUGGCCUUCGUUGGUCAUAUACAGUUGACUCAUAGUGAGUCUGUAGUACACUAAAAAUGGGUAAACCUUUUUCAGAGGAUAUAUACACACACCUCCCCUAUUUUAUACUUGAGAAGUUGAAUCUUUUAUCUCAAGAUCAAGCCAUUAUUUAUUCCUAUGACAUUUCAUCCAAUUAGUCAUAUAAAACUUGAGAAGACUAUGAACUCGUGCAAAGUGAAGUGGAAAGAACUAGAACAAUUUACAAAGGCAAAGCAAAAUUGUGGCAAAAAUCAACUGAAAAACUUGGCUGCUCUGCUAGAAUGAUCCAUGACCAUCCAAAAUACUCAGGAUGAAAAAUACUGUCCACCCUGAGAGAAAACUGGUGGACUUGAGUUCAGAUGGAAGUAUAUUUCUUUCACUUUAUUUUUCUUGGUUUUUGCAAAAUGGUUAAUGUGGAAAUAUGUUCUGUAUGUGUUCACAUAAUGGGUAUUCUGCUAUUUGAUGGGGUGGGCGGUUAGAUGGUGUGGAUAGGAUUUUUACAAAAUGAAUGUUAAAAAAAAAAAAGAUUCAUGUUUAUUAGCAUAGAAAGCCCAUCCUGUUUUAGAGGUCCCAGAUUCCCCACCAUGCUUUACCCUGGCCAUCAUCUUGUCACACCUGCCAUCUUAAUCUAGGUUUUUAUGAGACUAUGCCCAGCAAGGCUGUUGGAAGUUCACAUUCUAACAGGAAGGAGGUAACAUCUAAAAAAUGGUGCCCAGAGAGGAGUCUCUGGGUCAGGGCAGUCAUAGGAAUCCAGUCGACAUAUCCUGCCCCCCACAAAGUAUACCGUAGCUUAUGGAAAGGGCACGCUGCUUUGCUUGGUCUUGUUCUACUGACUUUGAGUUUUCCUGACUCCAGGGCCAGUGCUUUAUGCCUUUCUCCACUUAGCUGUCCCUCUACCUGCUCUUAUCAUUCUAGUAUCCUAUCCAAAAGGUAAGGAGGUUAGUCUGGCAUGUCCUCUUCUUAGAGAUGAAGUUAUGCCAGCUAAGUCCGUCAUACUCUAGUAAUAUCUUCCAGGGCUUUGCCAGGAAUCAGUUGCUUACUGGACUUUAUUUUCUAUUCUUUGAGGGGAAAUUAGGGCAUUUGACCUUUUUCAGUCUUAAGAGUAUUUGGUUUGUUCUCUGUAGUAUUUCAUUUUUAAAAGUUUCAUUCAUUUCUUUUGUGUUUAUGUCACAAUCUAUGUGGGUGCCUCCUCCUCAGUGUGAGCUUUCCUUAGUAACAAACUGAAACAAUUAAGCAAAACAGAACCGCUGCCGUAUCUGAUGUGAUCCACAUUCCACAUCCACAGCCCUCUACUCCUGCAUAAAAAGGAGGCUGGUGAAUUUUCUCAUUUCUUCUCAAGGGCCAAGACAGGUCAUUUAAUUGUUUGGCUUCCUUUGAAUGUUCUUUUCACUUAAUGUUACUGUGGUCAAUGUUUAUUCCUCCUUGUCCCUCUUUCACUUUUCUUGUCUAUUUCUUGUUUAUAAUUUGGCAAUGUGAUUGGGAUUGGGGUAUGAACAGAGGGAGCUCCCAAUGAAGAAAGGGCAGUUAGGUGGGGCAGUGGAUAGAGCACAAGUACUGGAAUCAGUAAGAUCCGUAUUCAAAUCUGGCCUCAGACACCUAUUAGCUGUGUCCCUCAGCACAUCACUUAACUCUGUCUGCCUCAGUUUCUUCAUCUGUCAAAUGAGCUAGAGAAGGAAAUGGUAAACCACUCUAAUAUCUUUGCCAAGAAAACUCCAAAUGGGCUCAUGAAGAGUAGGACUUGACUAAUCAAUUAAACAAAAAUCCCAAUGAAGAAACUUCCUCCAUCAGUGGUGUUUUGCAACUUAAGUUGCAGGACACUUCAGAGGUUAACUGGCCAAGGGUUGCCUAACCAGAAUGUGUCAGAGGCGGGACUUGAAUUCCAUUCUUGGCACUGAGGACAAUUCUAUCCCUGAUGCCUCAGCUACCUCAAAGUCCUCAUUUCUUUCAUUACAGGAACAUUCUAUUACAUUUCAUUCCCCAACUGAUAGGCACUCAACAGCUCCUCCGGUUUUUCCUACUACAAGUGCCAUCACAAUUUUAGGAUAUGUGGGCCUUCUGAUCUCCUUGGAUGUGCACUCAGCAGAGAACUCUGCAUAAAGGAAUUGCCAAAUGUCAGCAUUUUGGUCUUCACACAAUCCCUGCAUGCACUCAUCUCUCACUCUUGAUAUCACCUCUCGAGAAAUGUCCCCACUCCAGACUAGAAGGGGAACGGCUGGAAAAGUGCCGGCAUGUAAAUGGGAUGGAAUAAAACCAUGCUAUAAGAAAUUAUGAAGGAGGGAGUUUUCAGAGAAACCUGGGAACCCUUGUAUGAAAUGUGUGUGAAGAGUGAAGUGAGAACCAGGAGAAAAGUCUGUUUUUAUAUAGCAUAAUAUAAAGGCAAACAACUGAAAAAAUUAGUGUAAUAACCAACCACAGUUCCAGAGGACUAUUGAUGGAACAUGCUUCCAUCUCGAUAGUUAAAGAACUCAAGAGCCCUUUGGAUGUGGCUAAGGCAGAAAUUGUCUUGCUAACUAACUAAUUAUAUAUACAUAUUUAUAAUGAGGAUUUUGUUUUUCUUUCUCAAUUGAGGGAAUAGGAAGAAUACUUUUAUUGAUUAAAAAAUGAAAUUUAAUUUUUAAGCAAGGCUCCUUUGGAAAGAAUGAACUUAGUCUUCUAAUGCACUUAAGAAAACGACUAUGUCCAUGUCAAGUACAUACACAUAGUAUACUCUUUUUUUUGAACCCUUACCUUCCAUCUUAGAAUCACUACUGUGUAUUGGCUCCAAGGCAGAAGAGCAGUAAGGGCUAGGCAAUGGGGGUUACGUGACUUGCCCAGGAUCACACAGCUGGGAAGUGUCUGAGGUCAAAUUUGAACCUAGGACCUCCCAUCUCUAGGUCUAGUUCUCUCCACUGAGCCACCCAGCUGCCCCCCACAAAGUAUACUCUUAAUGAAAGUAAAGAUCUUUUUGUCAUAUCAUGUGAAAAGCUGACUAAAAAUAUUCCUGCCUCAACUUUGCUUCCCCCAUCCUAAGUCUUGCUCAUCUCACCAAAGCAGAAAACAAGGGAAA